GCGCGCGGGCGGGGCUGCCGUGUUUUGCAGAAAUUGUAGCGUAUUGGAAAUGUGCGCGAAGGGAGCAGGACGGACGUCGCGGGGCGCACCGUGAACAUCCGAUGUGCUAAAAGGCAGCGACCGGCGAAGACUCUUCCGCCAUCUCGUCUCAAUAAUGGACUAAAAUUUCUUCCAUUUUAAGAAAAAAAAAACCCAAACGGAAAUAAUCUCACCUUUACUAAUCGGACUUUUGUUCUACCCCGUGAGGCCGACCGAAAUACAGUUAGUCCUGCGAAGUCGGAAACGGCUCGCCGAAUCGAAUAAAACCGUGACCGGCAAUAUCGUUGCAGUUAAUCGGUGGCCAAAGUCAUGGCGUGGCCCUGUAUCACGAGGGCGUGCUGCAUGGCUCGCUUCUGGAGCCAGCUGGACAAGGCUGACAUUGCAGUGCCUUUGGUCUUCACCAAGUACUCGGACGUAUCGGAGAUGCAACAUCUGCAGCUGCCGCCUCCGCAGAAGCAGCUGCCGUUCCAGUCCCGAGCGAACACGGUCGCCAUAGAAACGCAGCCAGGUCGCACCGAGCGGGAGGAGGUCGCGGGCAAAGGCCCGCCAGCAUCCGCGGCACCCGACGGGGACGCGCUGGGCUCCGUGAUGCGCCAGGAUUUCAAGCACUGGAAAGUGCGCCCCGAGCCCAGCUGCAAGCCCAAGAGUGAGUAUCACGGUCCGGAGGUCCCGUUCAACAGCGAGACGCAGUACCAGAAGGACUUCAAGCCUUGGCCCAUACCGAAAAGGGGCGAGCACCCUUGGAUCCCCAAACCCUGCCCGUCGUUCUCAGCUCGAGACGACCGAGUCCCCGGCGGAGCAAAGCCCUACCGCGCGCACACGGACACCGACAGCGGGGUCGAGAAGAGCGAGCUUGCCGACAGGGUGCAAGAGAAGGAAAUUCUGUCGAGCGAGAGGAAAAAGAGAGCAAAGAAAGAUGACAAGGCCGAGAAGAGGGUCGUGAUCGCGGGCGAGGGGGUAAACGCGCGAGAGACCGCCGUUACUCAGGGGAGAGGUCGCGCGGCGGCGGACGCGUUGAACAGGCAGAUUAAAGAGGAGGACGCCGCCGGGAGCUCGUACAGGACGGAGUUCAAGGCUUACACAGACGUGAAGCCAGUGAAACUGAUCCGGGCCAAGCCUCAAUACCUGCCUCCGGAUGAAAAGACCAACCUGGAGACCAGCUAUAGCGCCACCUACAGGGGGGAGCAGGCGAAACUGCAGCCUGCAGACAACAAGGCAUUGGAGAGGAGGAGAAUACGAACAUUGUACAGUGAACCUUACAUAGAGACUAGUAAGGGGGACAGGACGAGCCUUCCCCAGCCCAGACCGAAGAAAGUGUCCUCCUCCCUGCCCGCUCCCCACGGCAAAGCGGCGAAGAAGCCCAGGGAGAAGCAGGUGGCCCGCGGCUCCAGGAAAAAGAGCUCCGAGAACCAGCCGGAGGCCCGGCCGGCGCGGGGCACCAAGGAGAAAAGUAAAGAGAUGAACAACAAACUGGCUGAGGCGAAAGAGGUUGUGCUAAAACAGUACCACUACAUUCAGCUCUGCCAACCCAUCCGAGAUAUUGGUUGGGUGCAGACGCUAAAGCAACACCUGUGGCGCUGUGCACUACCUGACCCAAGUGACGUGGAGUCUUCGGUUGGACGAGUCAGUGAUUAUUAUUCCCCGGGUACCUCUGGAAGAGAGUCAGAGCCACUGGUGGAACGAUCAGAACCACGGAGCAAGGCAGUAGUGCGCUUCGCACCCAAUGUCAAGUUCUGACCCUCACCCACAGCAUGGGAUUGGCCUGCCAUGCUUCCCAGAGAGAGAGAGAGAGAGAGAGAGAGAGAGAGAGAGAUGUGGGGGUGGGGGGGUCAGAGAGAAAGAAAGAGAGAAAUGGAGGGUGGGACAGAGAGAAAGAGAUGUGUGGGUUAAGCUACAAGUACUGUAUGUAAUAUAUUCUGAUUGUUAUUAAUGAAUUAUGUAUUACUGUCUGUAUAUAUGUAAUAUAUUCUAAUUAUGAACACCAUCUGAUUGUGCACAGACUGCAAAAUUUAAAUGGUGCUAAAAGUUUCUGUUGCACUCCAACAGUGUUUAGAGACGCCAUUAACUGGCCACUUAAUGCAAAUCCUCACCAUAGAAAAUACAAACAUAUAAAUAAACAAGCAAAUUAUCUCAGA
This is a messenger RNA of Electrophorus electricus (electric eel), 2174 nucleotides long. RefSeq names its product microtubule-associated protein 6a (gene map6a). Gene Ontology annotation, biological process: cytoskeleton-dependent intracellular transport; regulation of microtubule cytoskeleton organization; microtubule cytoskeleton organization. Gene Ontology annotation, molecular function: calmodulin binding; microtubule binding. The record is from RefSeq and is a predicted model, not a curated record. NCBI's taxonomy places the organism in Eukaryota, Metazoa, Chordata, Actinopteri, Gymnotiformes, Gymnotidae. Gene Ontology annotation, cellular component: microtubule; Golgi-associated vesicle; cis-Golgi network.